AUGGUUAUAUUGAAUUCACAGACUGCAAAGAUCAACCAAGCAAACAUAGCUCUCAAAAGAGUGGUUGAAUCCAUUGCCAAUGAUUAUUUCGAAGAUGAUAAAACAAAAGUUUUAAUGGUACUGUGUGCAAGCCCAGACCCAGAGGAAAUACACAAGACAAUCUCUACCCUUGAAUAUGGUGCAAAAGCAAAAUGUACUGUCCGUGGUCCUCAUACGCUAAUCAAGGAUAAAAUUGGGACUGAAGAUUCAUCUGCUCUCAAAGAGAAAGAGCGAAAAGCACACAGGGAGUUACAGAAGACAGAAGAGGUUGCUGCACUGAGAGCUAAACUUGAGCUUAUGGAAGGGACGGGAUCUGGCAAAAAGGAGGAAGAAAUCAACUUGAAGGUGACUGACCGUGAGUUGGAAAAGAAGUUGGAGGAAUGGCAGCGUAUGGCAAAUGAUUUUGUUGAAUUGGAGAGGAGGAGAAUGGAAUAA
This is a messenger RNA of Prunus armeniaca (apricot), 474 nucleotides long. NCBI's taxonomy places the organism in Eukaryota, Viridiplantae, Streptophyta, Magnoliopsida, Rosales, Rosaceae. The record is from the annotation of a GenBank genome assembly.